AUGUUAGAACCCUACACACCUACCAAGCACGCAGUACUUUUCCUCAAGUCGGGCCCGACCAGCCCUAAUCAGUCAAAAUGCGCUAAAUUAGCUCGAAAAUUAAGCGAGUAUCAACACCCAUAUUUCGAGCAUCAAUCAACGGAACUGACUUCUCCUCCUCACCAUCUUCAUACAACUCACAUUGAAAAUGAGAGCAAAGUGGAGAAAGAAGCGCACUAG
Botrytis sinoallii is the source of this 219-nucleotide messenger RNA. RefSeq lists its product as uncharacterized. Lineage: Eukaryota; Fungi; Ascomycota; Leotiomycetes; Helotiales; Sclerotiniaceae. The transcript has 3 exons. The record is from RefSeq and is a predicted model, not a curated record. Bases 1 to 219 code for a protein of 72 amino acids.